Molecule: messenger RNA, 522 nt
Organism: Acytostelium subglobosum LB1
Lineage: Eukaryota; Evosea; Eumycetozoa; Acytosteliales; Acytosteliaceae
Exons: 2
Coding region: 1-522 (173 amino acids)
Molecular function (GO): nucleic acid binding
Source: RefSeq, a predicted model, not a curated record
AUGUCUCCCAUGGCUAGUAUCCAAGUCGAAUAUCUUGCCAAGAAGUAUAAAGUAUUCUCUGCCCUCCGAAGAAAGAAGAGAGUCACCAGAAUGCACAUUAUGGCACAAAGCGGCAGAACACCUGCCAAUGCAGCAAAGAAGGAGUUGUUCAUCCAGGAAAGUUAUAAACCAGAGAGACCAAAAUACUCGAUCGACACUCAGCCAAAGAAGAAGAAAAACAAGGAUACCAAGAGGAAACAUCAAGACGACCCAUCAUCAUCAAUUACCAAACAACAACAGACAAAGAAGAAGAAAAAUGGAAUACCUUCGGAUGGCAUAAUGUCUGGCGAUAUCCAACCUCUAAAGAAACUGAAACAUGGAGAAGUUGUCGAUUCAAAGGAGCCAAUACCUCAAUCCAACAUCGGUCACAUCAUGCUCACAAAGAUGGGAUGGGGCGGUGGAGGUCUUGGUGCCGAUGGACAGGGUACAAGUGCUCCGAUCCCAGUGGUCAUGCGAAGGGAUCGUCUGGGGCUUGGUCUCUAA